GUUCCGUCUCUUAAAAAUAGGUUCUUUAAACACUCUUGAAAUUUUUAUAGUUUAUGCUUCAAUACACGCUGACCUUUUUGUAUGUAAGAUGUGAGGUGGGUGGUACAAACCCCGCACAUGAGUCAGAUAAGCAAUCCAACCUCUGCGAAUUCCAGUUUCAUCCUGUACUAUAGUAAAAUCUCCAUUUGGAGACUCUGAAUCAAUUAUAAUGGCACUUAAUAUUAAUGCCUUUGCGAGUCUGGUGGAUGCAUUGAGAAUCGCAGACGAGACACCCGAGGACGACAAUCAGGUUCCUGAUUACUCAAACUCAACUCUUCCAGAUUUAAUCCAAUCGCUCAGCCAAUCUAUCAAAAUCAUUUCCUCACAGACGCAGCAAACUUGUUCUUUAGCUGGCUCAAUAACCCACCUCAGUAGUCUGGAUAGCACACAAAUAACCUCACUUUGCAGACUAGCCAACGAGGUUACUGAAGCGGCUCGAAUUCUCGAUGACACCGUCAAUACACUUAAAAAUGCCCAGGAAAUACUCAGCAUUACCUCCCUCACUUCCCUUGGAGGUCAGGGUGGGGCUAAUAUUCGCAACGGGUCUCUGGUUCAGCGUAUGUUGGCAUACUUCGACGAGCAAAUAAGAAUUGUAGUACGAAGCGUUCUGGACAACUCGAGCAAUGGCAUCCUAUGGAAGAUCGCUGAAGAGUGUUACAACCAAGCUAGCAGUUGCUCCGGUUCACUGCAUACGAGCAACUAUUGUUCUCCACGCGACGAGGCGCUUGAACGGCCAUAUGACCCUGAUUAUGAGGCUGAGCAAUACUACGAGCAUGAAGAUCGUAUGUUGAUGGACGAAGAUUACGCCAAGUAUAUGUAUCAACAAAUAGAGCAGAGGCAAGAGGCAGGGAUGAGAGAAGAGAGGAGGUGGAUCGACUUUUGGGUUUUGGUACUUAGCAGAUGUCCUAACGGACCGACGCUGUUCUACCCACCUGCAAACCACGAGAUCAAACUUCACGUGCUUGGGAAUGAAGAUAUCCCACGGUAUUUGUUCCGGACCUUUGACACUGACAGCUGGGCGAAAAGUAACAACAGCGUGGUAGCUUCAAUAGCAAGUGUUCGCCAUGACAGCAGAAUAGAUAUUCUGUCUCUUUCCGCUCUGAAAGCGACAAAUUUGAUGUACAAACAUCUGGAUGGAAAACAUCCUUACACUUGGAAUCGCGAGGACAACUUAGUUUCGUGGACGAGCUCUCUUUUGAAUGCAAUCCAAUAUGCGAUCUGGAAAACCCGCUUUGGCCGCCCUGCAGCAGAAAUCCAGAUCUGCGCAGUGGACACGAGAAGAUUUCCGCUCGGGCAAUUCGCGCCGGAUACGUGGCUUCUACAAGAGUAUCGCAACACGGCCGCAGAAGUGGGUGGGGAUAUAGAGAAAUUCUUCCGCUUUCGUCUUGAGGAUGAGAGAUACCAGAAUGGUGAAUUCCUCUCGCAGGGAUUAAUACACCAUGCGAAUCGAUCUUGUGUGGUGUCUUUGAAAAAUCUGCAGGAUUCGGGGCUUUACAAUCUCUAUCCCGAGUUCGUUGAAGAAGGGGGCAAGCACAAAUGGACGAAUCGUGUACUACAACUGCGCGGGCGCUGGUCUAAAGAGCGGCUGACAAGCGCUCCAGAGGUGAAUUUUGCGGAGAAAGUAGCGAAGAGUUGUUUUCCUUCCUUUGAAACUGCUGAUAUAAUGUUAAUACUCUUGACACUCAAAGCCCGCAAAAUGAAAGAAGAUCUCAGAGAUGACAAUAGAUAUUGUCCGGAAUGGGCUCGCAAGCCAGAUGAGGUUCGAAGAUACGUAAGUGCAGCUAGACUACUAGAAUCGCGAAAGCAUAGUAUGAAUAGACGAGGGGGUGCCUCUCUUCGCAUAUCGAACGAUGUCUCUGGCAUUCAAAUAGUCAAAGAAUUGUUCGACUACAACUAAAUUUCGGCACUAAAAGCUGGCGCCACUGUGGAGGAAAGCUGGCGCUACAUCUAGAAACUGUACUGUUUAUUAGUAUCUAUGUCGGAUUGGCUUCAGUGGCGCGUACAGAGAUUGAACUGGGGAUAUAAGAUAUGAAUAUCCACCAGCGAUUGAAGGAAGUGGACUUUUUGGAAAUCCUAAUAUCACCGGAUGUGUUGUGUUGGGAUGGGGUGUGGUGUAAUUCGUGGAGCAUUAUUUUCAGCGAUAAUAUGGCUACUUCACCAAUUAUGAUACUAUUAUGCUCAAGCAAUUGUAUUGUCAAAAGUGCUUGUUGGGCCCAGAUGGGAAUGCAAUAUCGAAGAAUAUGCGA
Botrytis cinerea B05.10 is the source of this 2285-nucleotide messenger RNA. RefSeq lists its product as hypothetical. Bases 209 to 1936 code for a protein of 575 amino acids. The transcript has 2 exons. Lineage: Eukaryota; Fungi; Ascomycota; Leotiomycetes; Helotiales; Sclerotiniaceae. The record is from RefSeq and is a predicted model, not a curated record.